Molecule: messenger RNA, 2200 nt
Organism: Clupea harengus (Atlantic herring)
Lineage: Eukaryota; Metazoa; Chordata; Actinopteri; Clupeiformes; Clupeidae
Gene: lgals8a
Product: galectin 8a
Exons: 9
Coding region: 94-1032 (312 amino acids)
Cellular component (GO): cytoplasm
Molecular function (GO): carbohydrate binding
Source: RefSeq, a predicted model, not a curated record
AAACCAGGAAGUAGGGGUAAAUAAACGCAUCGAUAAUAGAUUGCACGGGGCAAGAGGUUUUCAACGUUGACGAGUUUGCACUUUACCGAAGAAAUGACUAUGAAAAAGCCAAGACAAACCAUAUUGAAUCCGCCGAUUCCCUUCGCCGGGACCAUAUUAGAAGGAUUGGUUCCAGGGGAGAUGAUCCUCAUUCAAGGCAGUGUUCCCAUUGAAUCGGAGAGGUUCCAGGUAGACUUGACAUGUGGCAGCAGCACAAAACCACGGGCCGACGUGGCCUUCCAUUUCAACCCUCGCUUCAAGAAGAGCUGCAUUGUCUGCAACACUCUGCUGUGGGAACGUUGGGGCAAGGAGGAGAUCCUCUACCAGAUGCCUUUCAAAGCGGGCACUAUGUUUGAAAUAAUAAUCCUUGUGCAGAAGGAUUUAUACAAGGUGGCAGUGAAUGGAGCUCAUGUGGUGGAGUUUAAACACAGGGUGGAUCUGAGCAGGGUGGACACCAUUAACAUCUCAGGAAAGGUCAACAUCCAGACCAUUGGCUUCAUCCGAAACUCGGCACCCUCCCCAGCGCAGCCUAUGAGAACCAACAAAGACACACAACCUAAUGGGAAGUUGACACAUUCAGGUGACUUGAGCAUUCCAUUCAAAGGUAACCUAGAGAAAGGGUUGAGUCCGGGACUCACCAUCUUGGUAAAAGGCCAAAUAAACCUAUAUCCACACAGCUUCUCUGUAAACCUGCGUGUGGGCGGCACCGAGGACAUAGCGCUGCACCUGAACCCUCGCCUGAAGGCGGCCGUGUUCAUCCGGAACUCCUACCUGUCUGAAUACUGGGGAGCAGAGGAGAAGAGCCUCGCCAGCUUCCCCUUCACACCAGGGGAGUUCUUCGAGAUGAUCAUCCUCUGUGAGGCUCAGGAGUUCAAGGUGGCUGUGAACGGAGCCCACCAGCUCUGCUACAAGCACCGUGUGCAGGACCUGAGCCGUAUCAACGCACUGGAGAUCGUGGGAGACAUCCAGUUGCUGGAUGCCCAGGUGUGGUGAACAUCACCCCCCCCCCCCCCUCCAUCGCCGCUCCCCCAGAACCAAAAUGGCCUUCGACCCUCAGAUGACUCUCUGGAGGAGAGGCAGCCGCCUGCUCUCCUGUUCAUCCUCAUUCUAUUGGGUUCUAUUUUUCCAGCUUCAGAUAGACCAGAUCCCAGCUUUAGUUCCUAUGAGAACAGCCUCACUUCAGCAUAGACUCUGUUUCACCUGUGUACUAUAUCUAUACGCUCCUGUGACUUUACCACCUAUCUUUUGUCGGCGCAUGUGUGCAGAGAGCUGAACAUAUCUGCAUUUAAUGAAUAACAUGGCCGAAUGAAUGAACAAAAAUGUUCCCAUUCCUAACCUAUGCUAAUUUAGGUAAUAUACUCUUGAAUAUACUCACUGUGACCACUUCAUAAUCUAGGGUUUCUCUUUUCUCACUUGUGCUGGGAGCAAUGAGCCAGACGAGUGUUCACUGAAGGUGGGGUGUGUGGUCUCAGCCGCUUGGCCCUAGCUCUUAGUAUUAACAUUUGGCCGUUAUGGGUUUGUAACUGGUCAAUAUGCACAUUUCUGUUUUUGCUUGCUGGAUUGGAACUCCAGUUUCAUGUUUGUGUGUGAGUUUAGCCACAUGAAAGUCAGUUGAAACACAUAUUAAACCAUUGGGUGAAUAACAAGAUAAAACCUGGUUAUAUACACCUGAUAUACCCCAUAUGAAGGAACUCACUGAUCAUUCAUAUACUCAUCCAUCUUGGCUGUCUAUGGGUGGUGUGAGGUUCUCAAUGGAAGGACAUAUUUAAAGAGCACACGGUGGUGGGAGGAGGCCUGGAUCAGUGGCAGCCUGGUCUGAAGUCAUACUGACACACUAACUCAUCAGGGAGGUCAGAGUAACUGUGGGUUGUAUGAGUCACUAUGCAAGUGAAUGUAAUCCAUGUUUUAGUGUUUUACUUCAUUGUGAACUGGCUGUGUGAGCUCACCUGAGUUAGCAUGCUACCUUGUGUUGUGUUGUGAAAACCGUUUAUUGUUUUCUCACUUCCCCUCGAAAUGGGGUUGAUAUCAAUAGAUUAACUUAAAAUAUAGUUUUGCAAACCAGUAUUCUUGCUCUAUAUUUAUAUGACAAUAUGUAUGGUAAAAUGUAAGGCUUUGCUGUACUACCCAAGAAUAAAUAAAAUUGAAUAUCUUUGAAGCUGAA